Messenger RNA from Pygocentrus nattereri (red-bellied piranha), 2388 nucleotides. It is a transcript of the gene actr3b, whose product is annotated as actin related protein 3B. Gene Ontology annotation, cellular component: actin cortical patch. Bases 274 to 1530 code for a protein of 418 amino acids. NCBI's taxonomy places the organism in Eukaryota, Metazoa, Chordata, Actinopteri, Characiformes, Serrasalmidae. Gene Ontology annotation, molecular function: actin filament binding. The transcript has 12 exons. The record is from RefSeq and is a predicted model, not a curated record.
GAAAUCCGAGGAAGGAGCUGGCGAAUAGGAGGCUGGCUUCAGCCAGCAUGUUUCUAUUUUUUCCCCUCGCCCUUUACUCGGGAAGUACUCUCUCCCCCUCUCACGGAGAAAUAAUGAAAUAAUAAAGAGGGCUGUGGGCGUAUAAGGCAGCGGUAGAGCUCCUCCGCUGCGAAGGUAAAUACCCCCUCUGUAGCCGCUGUGGUGGCGGAGUGAGAGAGCAGGGCGCUGCGUUCUGAGCGGAGGCUGGUCGUGCUUGGUGAGCUGGUUCGGGACAUGGCAGUGCGCUUACCUCCCUGCGUGAUAGACUGCGGGACGGGAUACACAAAGAUUGGCUAUGCAGGAAAUACAGAGCCGCAGUUCAUCAUGCCAUCCUGCAUAGCAAUCAGAGAGACAGCAGGGGUAGGAGACCAGGCCCAGAGACGCCUCAUGAAGGGGGUGGAUGACUUGGAUUUCUUCAUUGGAGAUGAAGCCAUUGACAAGCCUAACUAUGCAACCAAGUGGCCCAUCAGGCACGGUAUAAUCGAAGACUGGGAUCUGAUGGAGAAGUUCAUGGAGCAGGUGAUAUUUAAAUACCUGCGAGCGGAGCCUGAGGACCACCACUUUCUCAUGACAGAGCCUCCACUCAACACCCCGGAGAACAGAGAAUAUUUAGCUGAGAUAAUGUUCGAAACGUUCAAUAUUCCAGGCCUCUACAUCGCCGUCCAGGCUGUUCUGGCACUGGCCGCUUCCUGGACAUCCAGACAAGUCGGAGAGAGAACGCUAACAGGAAUCGUCAUUGACAGUGGAGAUGGAGUCACUCAUGCCAUACCAGUGGCAGAGGGGUAUGUAAUUGGGAGCUGUAUAAAACACAUCCCUAUAGCGGGCCGAGACAUCACCUACUUCAUUCAGCAGCUCCUCAGGGAGAGAGAGGUCGGGAUUCCUCCUGAACAAUCGCUGGAGACGGCAAAGGCAGUCAAGGAGCGGUACUGCUACAUCUGCCCAGACAUUGUGAAGGAGUUCACUAAGUAUGACAUGGACCCAGGAAAAUGGAUAAAGAAGUACAAAGGCAUCAACGCCAUAAGCAAAAACGAGUUUCACAUAGACGUUGGAUAUGAACGCUUUCUCGGGCCGGAGAUAUUCUUCCACCCUGAAUUUGCCAACCCUGACUUCAUGCAGCCCAUUUCGGACGUUGUGGAUGAGGUCAUUCAGAAUUGUCCAAUAGAUGUGAGGAGACCUCUUUACAAGAACAUUGUGCUGUCUGGAGGAUCCACCAUGUUCAGAGACUUCGGCCGGCGGCUGCAGAGGGAUCUGAAGCGCGUGGUUGAUGCCAGACUCAGACUGAGUGAGGAGCUCAGCGGAGGCAGAAUAAAGCCAAAACCAAUGGAGGUGCAGGUGAUCACUCAUCAUAUGCAGAGAUAUGCUGUCUGGUUUGGAGGAUCCAUGCUGGCUUCCACGCCCGAGUUCUUCCAAGUCUGCCACUCUAAGAAAGACUACGAGGAGCAUGGCCCCAGCAUCUGUCGCCAUAACCCGGUGUUUGGUAUCAUGUCCUAACGCUGGAGCUCCUGUAGAAGCAGGCCUGGAUUCAGUCAGCUCGUCUUACCUCCUGCACUGUGCUUCAGUUGCCACUCCACCUCUACAAAAGAUUCAAGCUUAAAACCUACAACAACAACAGCAACAACAGAAUGAACAGAGCUUUUGUGUUUAUCACUGAAAAUGUCAACCAACCCGGCGGGGUUACCUGCACUGAGGGGGCAGAUUCAGCCUAGAGUCCAUUCAAAAUGUUCAAAAUUACAAACGCAGCUUUAAAGUCCAAACAAUAAAAAAAAAAAAACCAAAACAACAACAUAUGCAUAAAGAGGGACGUCCUCAGGUGAAGCCAUACACUGAUGACUGUUUUCUUUGCUGUUUUUUUUUGCGUUUGGUUUGAAGUUUAAGGAUUGUUUUUCUGAGCAGUCCACACUGAACGAUUGAGCUGAAUGUGAUGAUGGUGUACAUACGAAGAGAUAACUCUAUAUUAUACGACAGUCAUAAAGAAUAGUUUAUAUUUCUAACAGAGAUCAUAGUUUAUGAGAAGGGGGGACGACCUGAAUAUUCAUGACGUAACACAUGGAUUUGAAGUUAUAAUAAUAAUAAUAGUAUUAUAUUCUUACUAGAAAAAAAAGAAGGAUUGAGUAAACUUUUAUUUAAAUGGAUAUUUAUUCAAUUAUUUUUGUCCAUUUUCUGUCUGAGGACAUAUUAUAGUCUAACUUAUUGAAGCCAGAUAGCCUGUUUUCCCUUAAAUGUGCAUUAUUUAUGCAUUUUAGUUCAACACUGGCAAAUAUAGAAGCAACGAGGUUUCGACUUCAAGAGCUUAGAGUGAAGAGAACCUGCUGUUUGAAGAUAAUGUGAAUAAAACACUUUUCACCUUCA